AUGGCGUGCACACGCACACAGGCAUGUUUGGAUGCUCCCUCCAGUCCUCAACCAUGCGACGUUGAAAAGCAAAGUGAGAUAUCUUCUCCGGCUGAGCCACAGGAGAAGCGGUCGAUGUUCUCAAGUCUCGGUAUCCUUGACCGAUUUUUGGCAGUAUGGAUUUUCCUUGCUAUGGCUAUUGGAAUCAUCCUGGGCAACUUUGUCCCAAACACAGGCCCUGCCUUGCAAAAGGGAAAAUUCGUGGGGGUCUCUGUUCCUAUCGCCGUGGGUUUGUUGGUCAUGAUGUACCCUAUCCUGUGCAAGGUUCGGUUCGAAUCCUUGCAUCAUGUUUUCCGAGAGAAGCAAAUUUGGGUCCAGAUGGCCUUCAGUGUUCUUCUGAAUUGGAUUAUUGCCCCUUUCCUUAUGCUGGCCUUGGCUUGGGCGUUUUUGCCCGACGAGCCAGAAUUGCGACAGGGACUGAUUGUUGUUGGGUUGGCACGAUGCAUUGCUAUGGUUCUAGUUUGGACAGGGCUAGCUGGAGGCGAUAAUGAGUAUUGCGCCAUCCUUGUUGCUCUCAACUCGAUUUUGCAGAUGGUUCUUUUCGCCCCAAUGGGAGUAUUCUUCAUCAGUGUCAUCAGCGGCGAUCAAGUCACAUUCGAAUAUUCAAUAGCCGCCAAAAGUGUUGCAGUGUUCCUCGGAAUCCCUCUUGGUGCCGCAAUUCUCACCCGUUUCGUGGUCCGACGAAUUUCUGCGAAAUGGUACGACGAGACCUUUUUGAAAUGGCUCAGCCCAUGGUCUCUCAUUGGCCUCCUAUUUACAAUCCUUGUGUUAUUCGCCUCGCAAGGCCGCCAAGUGGUACACCAAAUCGUCUCUGUGGUUCGAGUCGCAGCACCGCUCAUCGUUUAUUUCCUUGUCAUUUUCUUCGCGACACUCCUUGUCGCAUACAAGUUGGGAUUUGGCUAUAAGUUGUCCACUGUGCAGAGCUUUACAGCUGCUAGCAACAACUUUGAAUUGGCUAUUGCUGUUGCGGUGGCGGUGUUCGGCGCGGAUAGCAACCAGGCUCUUGCUGCGACUGUUGGGCCUCUCAUAGAAGUCCCCGUGCUGUUGGGUCUGGUAUAUGCUGUCAAGUUUAUAGCCAGGCGACUUGGAUGGAAUGAUUAA
This is a messenger RNA of Penicillium mononematosum, 1140 nucleotides long. RefSeq names its product arsenic resistance protein. Gene Ontology annotation, cellular component: plasma membrane. Gene Ontology annotation, biological process: antimonite transmembrane transport; arsenite transport. The record is from RefSeq and is a predicted model, not a curated record. The transcript is spliced from 4 exons. The coding region runs from base 1 to 1140 and encodes 379 amino acids. Gene Ontology annotation, molecular function: arsenite transmembrane transporter activity; antiporter activity; antimonite transmembrane transporter activity. Lineage: Eukaryota; Fungi; Ascomycota; Eurotiomycetes; Eurotiales; Aspergillaceae.